AUGAGCAUUUACUUGAUUUUAUACAAGUCUGCAUAUUUAUACACAUUGUACACUACUCUAUUUGUUUCCUUUCAGGGAGAUUUCAACGUGGUACUCGUGGGAUGGGCAAGAGGUGCGGCGUUUCCUGAUUAUGAACAGGCCGUGGCCAACACUCGCCUUGUCGGCGCUGAGAUCAAAGUUGUGGUGAACGAAAUGGUAGCCGAAGGUCUCAACCUGAACGAUGUCCACCUCAUUGGUCACUCUCUGGGAGCCCAAACCAGUGGCACCGCUGGAAAACUGCUCAAUGGACAAGUGGGGCGUAUUACAGGCUUGGACCCUGCAAGGCCAAGCUACGAGUUCUUGCACGAGGAUGUCAGACUAGACGCCAAAGACGCCAAAUUUGUGGACAUAAUCCACACAAACAGUGAAGCGGAACCUGAGGGUCAAAGGUAUGGCUAUGGCGUUCACCAAGAGAGUGGAACGGUCGACUUCUACGUCAACGGUGGACGCAAACAGCCCGGCUGUCAUGAUAUCUAUGUCUCUUCCAUUCUUGGUAGUUUGGUCGGAAAGCGCAGAUCUCUCGCGGACUUGUUCGCCUGCAGCCACGGCAGGUCCCAUCAAUAUUUCCUGGAGUCCAUCAAGUCACAGUGUACAUUCACCGCCUACAAAUGUGACUCAUAUGAGAAUUUUGAGACAGGCCAAUGCAAUAGCUGUGCCAACAACGCCUGCAACGUGAUGGGUCUAAACACUGACCCUAACAAGGCUUUGGGAAGUCUCUAUCUGGACACCAAUUCUACAAGUCCGUACUGCUCACAAACAGCCGGUCCUCUUUAUGGCAGCGAAUAGGCGGGCCGUGAAAACAGCGCGUCAUGCCCACCAGUGACGACUUUCACUGACGAAGGAGGACAGCACAAAUUUUAAUUCUCUAUGGCUUGAAGGACGUGCAAGUGUUCUGUGAGGCGACCAUGAAAUAGUAGAUCUAGUAGCUCUACAUGCAUUUCAUAUCAAGUACAGCCACAAAUACGUCUGCUAAUAAAUUGGA
Molecule: messenger RNA, 1021 nt
Organism: Aplysia californica (California sea hare)
Lineage: Eukaryota; Metazoa; Mollusca; Gastropoda; Aplysiida; Aplysiidae
Product: pancreatic lipase-related protein 2
Exons: 6
Coding region: 1-825 (274 amino acids)
Biological process (GO): lipid metabolic process
Molecular function (GO): lipase activity
Source: RefSeq, a predicted model, not a curated record